Messenger RNA from Acomys russatus (golden spiny mouse), 3308 nucleotides. RefSeq names its product Ras and Rab interactor 2 (gene Rin2). Gene Ontology annotation, biological process: vesicle-mediated transport; signal transduction. Gene Ontology annotation, cellular component: cytosol; endocytic vesicle. The transcript has 11 exons. Lineage: Eukaryota; Metazoa; Chordata; Mammalia; Rodentia; Muridae. The record is from RefSeq and is a predicted model, not a curated record. Gene Ontology annotation, molecular function: small GTPase binding; guanyl-nucleotide exchange factor activity. Bases 74 to 2845 code for a protein of 923 amino acids.
ACGUCAUGCUAUUUUUGUCUUUGAAUAGCUCAUCAACACGAUCGCCUCAGAGAUCGGAGAACUGAAACGGGAGAUGGUACAGACAGAUGUCAGCCUGGAAAAUGGCCUGGAACCUUCUGAAAUCCACAGAACCGGGGAAUUGUCGGUGCCGUGUCACAGUGACGGAGAGAGUAACACGGUGAACCCUCCCGUGCGUGAAGUAGAAGUCAGUGUAGCCCUGUCAGUCUCCAGGAGGCUUAAAGGGGAGCAGCUAAAGAGGAUGGACCCAUUUUGCAUUCUCAGCAUGGUGAGACACAAGGAUGAUUGUGGCUAUUCUGAAGACAAGGAUGGGAAGACAUGUCCCCGAGACUCUGGCUAUGACAGCCUCUCCAACAGGCUCAGCAUUCUGGACCGGCUCCUUCACACCCACCCCAUAUGGCUGCAGCUGAGUCUGAGUGAGCAGGAAGCCGCAGAGGUCCUGCAGGCCCAGCCUCCAGGGAUCUUUCUGGUUCGUAAAUCCUCCAGGAUGCAGAAGAAAGUCCUCUCCCUUCGCCUGCCCCGUGAGUUUGGAGCGCCUUUCAAAGAGUUUGCUAUAAAGGAGAGCAUAUAUACCUUUUCCCUGGAAGGCUCAGGAAUCAGCUUUGCGGAUUUAUUCCGGCUCGUUGCUUUCUACUGCAUCAGCAGGGACGUUCUGCCAUUCACCUUGAAGUUGCCUUAUGCCAUUUCAGCAGCCAAGACGGAGUCUCAGCUUGAAGAACUAGCCCAGCUGGGACUAAAUUUUUGGAGCUCCUCGGCAGACAACAAACCCCCAAACUCCCCACCUCCCCAUAGGCCUCUUUCUUCAGCCGGCAUCUGUCCUGCCUCCUUGCGUCAGCUCUGCCUUAUAAAUGGAGUGCAUUCUAUAAAAACCAGGACGCCUUCGGAGCUGGAGUGCAGCCAGACCAACGGAGCCUUGUGUUUUAUUAAUCCUCUUUUCUUGAAAGUGCACAGCCAGGACCUCAGCACAGGCCCAAAGCGGCCAAGCACAAGGACUCCCAACGCGAAUGGCACGGAGAGGCCUCGGUCCCCCCCACCCAGGCCCCCGCCACCCGCUAUUAAUAGUCUGCACACAAGCCCUGGGCUAUCCAGGACUGAACCUCAGACGAGCAUGCCAGAAACAGUCAACCAUAGCAAACAUGGGAACGUAGCUCUGCUUGGAACAAAACCAACUCCCAUCCCUCCACCCCGGCUGAAGAAGCAGACUUCUUUUCUGGAAGCGGAAGGCAGCGCCAAGACCUUGACCGCCUGCCGGCUAGGCCUGAGACUGGAGCCGGAGCCAGAGCUGGAGCUGGAGCCAGAGCCGGAGCUGGGCACAGCUGGGCACGCAGGUGGAGCCCCGCCUAGGGACGCCCCCGGGGAUUGCACAAGGGCGCCGCCGCCCGGUUCUGAAUCACAGCCGCCCCCGUGCCAUGGAGCCAGGCAGAGGCUGAGCGACAUGAGCCUUUCCACUUCCUCCUCCGACUCGCUGGAGUUCGACCGGAGCAUGCCCCUGUAUGGCUACGAGGCCGACACCACCAGCAGCCUGGAGGACUACGAAGCGGAGAGUGACCAGGAGACCAUGGCACCUCCCAUUAAGUCCAAAAAGAAGAGGAACAGCUCUUUUGUGCUGCCCAAGCUUGUCAAGUCCCAGCUGCGAAAGAUGAGCGGGGUGUUCAGCUCCUUCAUGACCCCUGAGAAGCGCAUGGUCCGCAGGAUCGCUGAGCUGUCCCAGGACAAAUGCACCUAUUUCGGGUGCCUGGUGCAGGACUAUGUGAGCUUCCUGAAAGAAAACAAGGAAUGCCAUGUGUCCAGCACCGACAUGCUGCAGACCAUCCGGCAGUUUAUGACCCAAGUCAAGAACUAUUUGUCUCAGAGCUCUGAACUGGACCCCCCUAUCGAGUCACUGAUCCCAGAAGACCAAAUUGACGUGGUGUUGGAGAAGGCCAUGCACAAAUGCAUCCUGAAGCCCCUCAAGGGCCACGUGGAGGCCAUGCUGAGGGACUUCCACACGGCUGAUGGCUCCUGGAAACAACUUAAGGAAAACCUGCAGCUCGUGCGGCAGAGGAGCCCGCAGGAGCUGGGGGUCUUUGCCCCGACCCCUGAUUUGGUGGAGCUGGAGAAAAUCAAGCUGAAGUUCAUGACCAUGCAGAAGAUGUACUCCCCAGAGAAGAAGGUCAUGCUCCUGCUGCGCGUCUGCAAGCUCAUCUACACUGUCAUGGAGAAUAACUCAGGGAGGAUGUACGGUGCGGAUGACUUCCUGCCAGUCCUGACCUACGUCAUAGCUCAGUGUGACAUGCUUGAAUUAGACACUGAAAUCGAGUACAUGAUGGAGCUCCUGGACCCGUCCCUGCUGCAUGGAGAAGGAGGCUAUUACCUGACAAGCGCCUAUGGAGCACUGUCUCUAAUAAAGAAUUUCCAAGAAGAACAGGCUGCAAGGCUGCUCAGCUCAGAGGCCAGGGACACCCUGAGGCAGUGGCACAAGCGGAGAACCACCAACCGGACCAUCCCCUCUGUGGAUGACUUUCAGAAUUACCUCCGAGUUGCCUUCCAAGAGGUCAAUAGUGGAUGCACUGGGAAGACCCUCCUCGUGAGGCCAUACAUCACCACAGAAGAUGUGUGUCAGCUGUGUGCUGAGAAGUUUAAGGUGGAGGAGCCUGAGCAGUACAGCCUCUUUCUCUUUGUCGACGAAACGUGGCAGCAGUUGGCAGAGGACACUUAUCCUCAAAAGAUCAAGGCUGAGCUGCACAGCCGGCCUCAACCCCACAUCUUCCACUUUGUCUACAAGCGAAUCAAGAGUGAUCCUUACGGUGUGAUUUUCCACAAUGGGGAAGACCUCACUCCCUCAUAGAGGACACGUGGGACUUCCCAUUGGUACAUCCAGAAGGGAGCUAGGAGUCUAGCCUUCUGGCUGCCACAGGUUUGAGCUUGGAAGGCAGCCACCUCCUCAAGGGCCCCUCAGUUCAGUGACUAAGCCAUCUAUAGGCUGACUUGGCCAAGGGCAUCUUUUAGACGAGGUAGCUGAGGUUCAUGAAACAGUAAGAUUCCCUCCAGCAUUGGUGAAUUGCAUUUGAUGGCUCAGAUGUCCUGAGACCGCUGGCUACUUCGCCUUAGCCAGCUUCUGGGUUGGCUUACGUUUAUGUAUAUGUGCCGAGAAACACUUAAAGUACAAACUCUUCUCUUGGACUCGAUAGCAGGUGUUGACAAGACUCUCCGAUGCAGUGGGUCAGGUACCUCUCAGCUCCGUGGGUGGCUCCGUCCUCCCCUCUUCCUCCUUUCUUCCAUCCUUCAUUCUAUACUUUUUUUUUUUUUUU